This is a messenger RNA of Caenorhabditis angaria, 1090 nucleotides long. The record is from the annotation of a GenBank genome assembly. Lineage: Eukaryota; Metazoa; Nematoda; Chromadorea; Rhabditida; Rhabditidae.
AUGCGAACUAUUUUGAUUAUUUUUCAAUUUUUCGGAUUUGCCUAUAAUCAAAUGAUGGGAUAUCCUUUUGAUUAUUCAUCAAUGUUCCAAGGUAAGAAAAUAUGAAAAACAAAUGAAGUCAACCAGAAAAUGGCCAGACAUCGGGCAUAAAUAUUUUUAGACAGGAGGAAAAAUGGGGAGGGAGAAACUAGAAAAGGGUUUAUUUUCUUAGGAAAUUUUUGUUUUAAUUUGUAGGAUCAUGUUUUCACAGAUUUCUUAUUGUCUCAAGAACAUUUUCAAAAUUUUCCCGAACUGUUCUGAAAAUCAUAUUUUCGAAAAAAAAUGAUUUUUCAAAAAGUGAUUUUUCCAGGAUAUAAUGCUUAUAACCCGCUUUCUGCUUACAGUGGAAUGGGAAUGGGAUUAUACGGUAACUCAUUUGGUCAAAAUGGUUUUGAAAGUUUAUACGGUAAUUCAAUGUACGGAAAUGGAAUGUUCAAUGGAAUGUAUAACAGUUUUGGUAAGUGCCAUUAAAAUUGUGUAUUUCCCUCUAUUUUCUCAACUCUUUUGGGAAUUGUUUUAGGCGGAGCUGCUAACACAAUGAAUAAUGGACUAUUUGGAACAAGUUUUGGAAACCAACAAAAUUUCGCAGCUAAUAAUAACAAUAACAUGUUUGGUGGAAAUCAAAUAGGAAUGGGAAUGGGAAAUGGUGUGAUGCAGGGUGUAACAACAAAUAAUGGUGUACAUCAAGGAGGAUCAAGUUUGAAUAAUGGGAAUACGAUGAGAAGUUAUGGAAGGAGAAGUAAGCUUCUGACAGGAGUAUUUAUUGGAAUUUUCUUUCGAAAAAUCCGAAAUUGACUUCAAAAACCCCUAUGGGGUUUUCUUUUUCAAACUUUUGAUAAAAUUCGAAUCCCGAACAUAUUUUCUGACUACGGCUCCUCUCGUUUCCCAAGGGGUCCUUAAUUAAAUAGAACCCCUUUAUACAAUUAGGUCUAAAUUUUUUCCAGCUCAAAACUAUAAUUAUGCUGCUCCAACUCGACAAGUAAAUACUCCAUCAGGCUGUGGCUCAUUUGGUUGUCAAAAUGGUGGAUGGAAAGCUGCAUCGAAAUCCUGA